Ceratina calcarata is the source of this 1336-nucleotide messenger RNA. RefSeq names its product eukaryotic translation initiation factor 6 (gene eIF6). Bases 189 to 926 code for a protein of 245 amino acids. The record is from RefSeq and is a predicted model, not a curated record. Lineage: Eukaryota; Metazoa; Arthropoda; Insecta; Hymenoptera; Apidae. Gene Ontology annotation, biological process: cytosolic ribosome assembly. Gene Ontology annotation, molecular function: ribosome binding. The transcript is spliced from 6 exons.
UAGUAUUCCGUGUUAUAAAUUAAUACAAACCUCGUGUUUGCGUGGUUUGCGUCGAGUGAAAGAGGUUGUGGGUGUAGAAAAAGAGGUUAGCCUGCGUUUUGAGCACUGAUAAGAGAUUUUGAACGUGACAGGUUUUAAGGAUUUACUCAAAAUUUUAUACGCUAAUGUAAAUUAACAUUGCUGUAAUCAUGGCGGUACGUGUACAGUUCGAAAAUAACAAUGAAAUUGGCGUCUUCUCCAAGUUGACGAACUCUUAUUGUCUCGUAGCAAUCGGCGGUUCCGAGAAUUUUUACAGUGUGUUCGAAGCGGAAUUAGCUGAGACCAUACCGGUAGUACACGCUUCCAUUGCGGGAUGCCGUAUUAUUGGUCGGUUGUGCGUUGGAAACAAAAAUGGAUUAUUAGUCCCUAAUACAACGACAGAUACAGAAUUGCAGCAUAUACGAAAUUCACUACCAGACAAAGUUAAAGUACAGAGAGUAGAAGACAGAUUAUCUGCUUUGGGUAAUGUCAUUGCAUGUAAUGAUUAUGUGGCUCUAGUGCAUCCCGAUCUUGAUAAGGAGACAGAAGAGAUUUUAGCUGAUACGUUGAAUGUAGAAGUAUUUAGACAAACUGUGGCAAGCAAUGUUUUAGUAGGAUCGUAUUCUGUAUUAUCAAAUCAAGGUGGUUUGGUACAUCCCAAGACGUCCAUACAGGAUCAGGAUGAAUUGUCAUCUUUGUUACAAGUGCCACUUGCUGCAGGUACAGUAAAUAGAGGCAGUGAUGUCAUAGCUGCAGGAAUGGUGGUAAAUGACUGGGCAUCCUUUUGUGGUAUGGAUACAACUUCAACGGAACUGUCUGUUAUUGAAAGUGUUUUUAAACUUAACGAAGCUGCUCCAGCUGCUAUUACAUCGACUAUGCGUGCAUCACUCAUAGAAAGUAUGUCUUAAAUAACGGUGAACUCUCUGGAAGAGCACAAAAUAUACUGACUGACAGCUCAUAACGUUGUGCAAGUGUAUAUAAAUGUAAUUGUGUCCAUACAACUGCACAAUGCUGUGCUUUCAACCAUACAACUAUCAACAAUACAACUGCAGCAAGCACAUUCUCUGUAUGAGUUUAUGAAUACAAUUAUGACAGAAAUCUGUAACUAAAAUUUGUAUGAAAAGUAUAAAUUCUAUCUGGAUUUUUUCCAAAGCAUUUCUAAAAUUAUAGCAAAAGUACCUAUGUAUACAUAUAUAAUGUAUACAUACAUACAAUACAUAUCUCCCUCACAAUCAAACCGCUUAGUAGAUAACGAAUCUCUAAAUUAUGUGUAUGUGUAACAGACUAAUAUUAAUAUACUUACCUUCGCUAUAUUUAA